AUGGUGCUCAGCGAUAUGAUCGAGGUUAUGAAGAAGGACCAUAACUUUCACGCUACCAAAGCGCAAUACGUCCGGAAGCUGGAUCAAUGGCACAUGAAGAAAAAUUCGACAAACGAAAUGUGGAACUUUGCGGCGAACCAGAUCGAGAAGCGCAAGCUGCCGCUGGACAUGCUGCACCCGGAACUGCUCUUGUCGAGACGAGAAGCCCUGCUCAAUGUUGGUUUAGGACACCUAGUCCACUGA
Molecule: messenger RNA, 243 nt
Organism: Sporothrix brasiliensis 5110
Lineage: Eukaryota; Fungi; Ascomycota; Sordariomycetes; Ophiostomatales; Ophiostomataceae
Exons: 3
Coding region: 1-243 (80 amino acids)
Source: RefSeq, a predicted model, not a curated record